GCAUUGUUGUAUUUAAUAAUUUUGAAUUCAAUAGCUAUUUCCAGCAGGUGCUGCAAAAUGAUGUUCACCACGUGUAAAUAUCUUCCGGGAGUUGGUUGUAACCUAAGUUGAUUGUCGUCAUGGGUAUUUACUUGGUGCAAACCUACAAUAGCAUAUUUGCGUGACUGGGCGGUCAUUUUCUGCUAGGCUGUCUCGGUGCGGGACCCGUUACUCCAUGUGCAGGGUCGUAGGCGUGAACGCGCGUUAUCGUCUAAAUCUAGUGAGCUUUGACGUGAGAUUCUGUUAUCUCGGAACAAGUAUUGAAAUCCGUAGGGGACUGAGCAACUUAUACAAUCUGUGCGCGUUAUGUGUAAAGUCAACUUGUCGGCCAUAACGUACUCUACACUCUACUCAUCUAAAAUAUAUUUUGUGAUUAUUAGUCUAGAUACUCAAUUCUCGGUGAACGAUGAUCUGGAUGCCUGAUGUUUUUCAUGGCAGUUUAGUUUACCCGGAUGCAUCCCACCUGUUUUAUUCAGUGGUUCUCUCAGUUAUUGUCACUUUUGUCAGGUCUUCAAUUGAAAGUUAUUUUUGGGAGCCAUUGGGAAUCCGCAAUGGCAUCCAAUCUAGCAAAGCGAUUGAAGAGAAAAAUCAGCUAUCAGAGCUGCAAUACUUUAAAGAAUGCGGUUGGCGUUUCGUUCAUCAUACCACUUUAUUCGUCAUUGGUAUUUUUAUCCUUUUGGACAAACCUUGGCUCUGGAACAUAGACGAAUGUUGGACCAAUCUCCCUAACCAGAUGAUCUCUGCAGAAGUGUGGUGGUACUACAUUAUUAAUUUGAGCGUUUAUAUGUCGCACAUUUAUACCCAAAUGUUACAUCGGAAGCGCAAGGAUUUUGUUGAAAUGUUCAUUCACCAUGUAGUCACCAUACUUUUGAUGGCAUUAUCUUGGGUGAGCAAUACGGUCCGAAUCGGUACAUUAGUUCUUGUUGUCCAUGAUAGCGCCGACAUAUUCAUGGAAGCAGCUCGGAUAGCCAAAUUUCUAAAAUAUCCAAGAAUAUGCAAUCUUUGCUUUGGAUUAUUUUUCAUCAGUUGGAUUGUUUCUCGACUAGGAAUUUUUCCAUUCCAUAUCCUCAAAAACAUAUGGUUUGACGCACCCAUAGAAAUGUUCGGUUCUCCUAUUAUUUCAUCUUUAAUUCUAUUGCUGCACAUUUUGCUUGGAUUGCACCUAUUUUGGACGUAUUUAAUUCUACGAAUUCUCUAUUCGUUUCUCGUUUUAGGAAAGUUAGAGGACGAUUCGCGCAGUACUCCUACCGAACUGGUUGAGGACCAUAACUCAAAUGUGAAAAAAGCCAAUUGACCAAACAUCGUUCGUGUUUUCAGUAGUUUCUUGAAGAGCAAUUUACUUCGAAAUUCACUUAACUUGUUCCAUUAGUACGCACACGUACACGAAAACAUCGUGUCCGAGAUAGCGGUAAAGACGCCAACUUAGAAGGUAAUGAAUAACAAAUGCGAAGCGAGUGUAUUUUGAAUUUAAAAAAUGUAAAACGCAAAGGAAACCUUUUUUUAAUGAAGAACAAACAUCACCAAUGA
This is a messenger RNA of Daphnia magna, 1566 nucleotides long. RefSeq names its product ceramide synthase 6. The transcript has 7 exons. Gene Ontology annotation, biological process: ceramide biosynthetic process. Gene Ontology annotation, cellular component: membrane. NCBI's taxonomy places the organism in Eukaryota, Metazoa, Arthropoda, Branchiopoda, Diplostraca, Daphniidae. Gene Ontology annotation, molecular function: sphingosine N-acyltransferase activity. The coding region runs from base 446 to 1333 and encodes 295 amino acids. The record is from RefSeq and is a predicted model, not a curated record.